Molecule: messenger RNA, 872 nt
Organism: Belonocnema kinseyi
Lineage: Eukaryota; Metazoa; Arthropoda; Insecta; Hymenoptera; Cynipidae
Exons: 4
Coding region: 109-576 (155 amino acids)
Source: RefSeq, a predicted model, not a curated record
AACAAGAGGACUUCAGACAAUAAAAAUGGAAAGAAGUCGAAGAAUUAGGCUCGCAGCUCUACAAUGUAGAACACCUAGGUCCUGCCCGUGGGAGCCUUCCGACUGAAGAUGAAAAUCUUUUUUAUUACAAUGCUGUUCACUUUGGUGGUUUUCUUUAAUUCCUUUGGACUUAGUUCACAGUGGGAGUACGAUAAAAAUGAACUCAAACCUAUCGAAAAGCAACUUCCCGUUAAGGGUUUUUACUACAUGGCAGGACCGAAAAAUGACAAAAAAGAAGAAAUAACCAAAACUACCAGAACUCAUUUGGUACUAGAAACAAUUCACGCAACUAUAAUCGUUAGCAUAAUAGACAAAGCUCGUAUUCUUCGUGCUAUAUAUUCAGAUAAUAAAAUAGUUGCAUUACACGAAGUUGGUCUUAAUUUAGAUCAAGCUGUUGUCUUGCCACUGACAGACGAGGAAACACAAAAAUAUGAUCUCAAAUUUAAUGAGACAGUUAACAAUCUGAAAAUUGGGGGUGAAAAAAAAGGCGUGACACUUUUAGAAAGAGGCUUACUUGUGGUGCUACGCUCGUGUUAGAGUUACAUACACUUUCUAUAGAAAAAUCGCUAUAUAAGAUUUAGGGCAAAAAGCAAAUUUGUCACACAAAAAAACUACGAAUUUUUUGAACUGCUCCUCAAGAAUUUUGCGUUAUUUCUAUUGUGGCUAUAUUAAACGUUUUCUUUAGCUGUAAGUUCAAAAAGACUUUGAAAAAAUUAAAUAUAGUGUUUUUCGCGGAAAACCAAGGAGGGUGUUAAAAAAGAGCUAAUCUUGGCUUAAAGGGAAUAAUUUACCUUGCUAAUAUUUGACAUUCUUAUAACUUUUAAUUAACUUAA